Messenger RNA from Aquila chrysaetos chrysaetos, 8741 nucleotides. RefSeq names its product slingshot protein phosphatase 2 (gene SSH2). Gene Ontology annotation, cellular component: cytoplasm. The transcript has 14 exons. Lineage: Eukaryota; Metazoa; Chordata; Aves; Accipitriformes; Accipitridae. Gene Ontology annotation, biological process: actin cytoskeleton organization; protein dephosphorylation; negative regulation of actin filament polymerization. Bases 84 to 4211 code for a protein of 1375 amino acids. The record is from RefSeq and is a predicted model, not a curated record. Gene Ontology annotation, molecular function: protein tyrosine/serine/threonine phosphatase activity; actin binding.
GCGGCGGGCCGCGGGGCAGAGCGGCGGGCGGCGGCGGCUCCCGAUGCCGCGGGGCAGGGCGGCCGCCUCCGCGGGGAGCCGCGAUGAUCCCCUACUUUUCCGACAACGCCGUGAUCUCCCAGGGCGCCAUCGCUCAGCUCAUAAGCGAAAGCUUCCUCACUGUGAAAGGUGCAGCGCUCUUCCUGCCACGAGGAAAUGGGUCGUCUACUCCCAGGAUCAGUCACAGGCGUAACAAGCAUGCAGGGGAUCUCCAGCAACACCUGCAGGCCAUGUUCAUACUGCUCCGCCCAGAAGACAACAUCAGACUGGCUGUAAGACUGGAAAGUACCUACCAGAACCGCACUAGGUACAUGGUGGUAGUGUCCACCAACGGCAGGCAAGACACCGAAGAGAGCAUUGUCCUAGGAAUGGAUUUCUCUUCCAAUGACAGUAGCACUUGUACAAUGGGCUUGGUGCUGCCGCUGUGGAGUGACACCUUGAUCCACCUGGACGGGGAUGGAGGGUUCAGCGUAUCAACAGAUAACAGGGUUCAUAUAUUCAAGCCAGUGUCUGUACAGGCAAUGUGGUCUGCUCUGCAGAGUUUACAUAAGGCUUGUGAGGUGGCACGGAGCAACAAUUACUACCCAGGGAGCCUCUUCCUCACGUGGGUCAGUUACUAUGAGAGCCAUAUCAACUCCGACCAGUCAUCAGUCAAUGAGUGGAAUGCCAUGCAAGAUGUCCAGUCCCACCGGCCCGACUCGCCUGCCCUCUUCACAGAUGUCCCAACUGAGCGGGAACGCACAGAACGGCUAAUUAAGACCAAGUUAAGGGAGAUCAUGAUGCAGAAGGAUUUGGAGAACAUCACGUCAAAAGAGAUACGCACCGAGCUGGAGAUGCAGAUGGUGUGUAACCUGCGGGAGUUCAAAGAGUUCAUUGACAAUGAAAUGAUAGUGAUCCUUGGGCAGAUGGACAGCCCCACGCAGAUAUUUGAUCAUGUCUUUUUGGGCUCGGAAUGGAAUGCCUCCAAUUUGGAAGACUUGCAGAACAGAGGGGUGCGGUAUAUUUUGAAUGUGACUCGAGAAAUAGAUAACUUCUUCCCUGGGCUCUUCGAAUACCAUAAUAUUCGGGUAUACGAUGAAGAAGCAACAGAUCUUCUGGCUUAUUGGAAUGACACCUACAAAUUCAUCUCCAAGGCAAAGAAAAAUGGUUCUAAGUGCCUGGUGCACUGCAAGAUGGGAGUGAGCCGCUCGGCGUCCACGGUGAUUGCCUACGCCAUGAAGGAGUAUGGCUGGAACCUGGACAGGGCUUACGACUAUGUGAAGGAACGGCGCACCGUCACCAAGCCCAACCCCAGCUUUAUGCGGCAGCUGGAGGAAUACCAAGGGAUCCUGCUGGCCAGCAAACAGCGGCAUAAUAAACUGUGGCGCUCGCACUCAGACAGUGACCUCUCGGACCAUCAUGAGCCCAUCUGCAAAACUGGGCUGGAGCUGAACAAAAAGGAGAUCACCACCUCGGCCGACCAGAUCUCAGAGGCGAAGACCAACGACAACCAGCAGCCGAUGUCUCCUAUCUACUCAGCUGAGCUAGACAGGGAGCAGCAGCUCCCAGAGGAUGCGAACAUGAUCGAGGAGGAGAUGUGUGUGAAGGAGAGAAGGAUCCACCUAGAGUUUACGUGUCGAGACUUCCACGCCGAGCAGAUGGAGGACAAGCUGAACCUGAACAAUAUCAAUGGCUGUACGGCAGGUUGUUGUGUAGACUCUGUGCCCCCUGAUAACUGCCAUGCUUCUGAGGCCUUAAUGCAGCUCCAGCACCCCUUGGAAAUAACAGAGUUUCCCGAUUUGACAGUGGACGAUCUAGAAAAAGAUGCCCUUAAGCUUGAUAUGAACGUGCACUUGGUUCCCAUGGAAGAAUUCACUUCAUGCUUAAAAGACUUUCCCCAAUCCCCAAAUCAAAAUUCCCAGAGUCUCCAACAGAAUCCCCAGCCUGAAGUGACUGACCUCAGUACAGACAGGAUUGAUUUCUUCAGUGCUUUGGAGAAAUUCGUGGAGCUUUCCCAGGAGAGCCGGUCGCGCACCUGCUCCCAUUCCAGGACGGAAGAGCAAGGGAGUGGAAGGAACGGGGUCUCCAGGGUGCCCGUGCUGGAAGUGCCGCCUGCUGCAGAUGGGGGUGCAGAUGCUCAAAGGAACAGCUCUGGAAACUCUCCUCAGGCAUCGGAUGACUCUUCCACAGAUGAAGAGCAACAAAAGGAGGUCCCCGAGCUGCCUAGCACAGGCCAUCUCACGAGAUCCCACUCGGAAAAUGCCAUUUCUGUGAAGGAAAUUAUCACAGAGAUUGAGUCAAUCAACCAGGGAGUAGGAGCUGCCCAGCAGAAAGAGGGUUCAGCCAACCUCACCCAGACGCCAAAGAGGAACACGGUGCACGACCUGCCAGUGGAGGCAAUUUGGGCAUCAGAAAGGGUGGAACAGAGCGAAGGAGCCUGUGGGCACCAGGAAAAGGAGAAGGACCCUCUGCAAGCUGAGCAAGAAGCUGCCCCCUCCUUGCAGCUGUCUUCUGGUAAAUCAGACCUGGAGGAAAGUAGCCCUGGGGGCGAGCAGCAAGAGCCUCAUGGCUCCAUCAAUCCUGAGCCCAAGUGGUGCCCUGGUUCCGUCCGGCGAGCCACCCUGGAGUUCGAGGAGCGCUUGAGACAGGAGCAGGAGCACCAGCACGCAUCCCCGGUCUGCAUCUUACCGACCCGCAAGAACUCCAGGAACGAUUCUCCUGCUGCCGAGCUCCUGCCGCGGGGGAAAAGCGAGGAGCCGCCCCUGGAGCUGGCUCCGGAGGGUGACAAGGCACGGGGUCCAGGUGCUGAGGAGCUGCCGCUGCCUCCUGGGGCAGAGCUGCCUGCAGGCAGACACUUGCCUGCACCCCUCGCCUCCCCUGCGCAGGAGUCCGUGCCUGCAGAGCCCAGCCCGGGGCAGGAGGGAACGGCACAAGAACGCAGGACGCUGGUCUCAUAUGAUGGGACGGAGGAGCCACCCCUGCCCUCUGUCGUCCCAAAAAGAAUUGAAAUGGUCGAAUACGCUGCCACGGUCAAGUCUGCAGAGCGCCCCGACGCAAGCUGCGAGCAGGGCAGGCUGCCUGCGGCCGUCCCGUCUUUAGAUGAAAACUUGAACCCUUCGUUGUGCUCCGAGAAGGCACCGACCUGUCUCAGAGCUCUGACACUGGUAAAUCUCUCACUGCCGGAGCACGCGGUACACAAGCAGGCUACCUUCACUGUGGGCAGCCCCACCGAGGAAGGUGGUGGGUUAUCUGUUCACCUCAGUGCUGCUUCUCCCUCUGCCCAGGUGACCUCCACGCCUUCGGCCAGCCUUGAACGCUCUUCUUACCCCUGUGUAAUUCACCUGGAAGGCGUCACUGAGCAGAGCACAGGUACAGACGAUGAGCCGGUCACGUCGUGUGGCAUUGAGGGAGAUGCGACUCUCCCAUUCAGGGACAGUCCCAAGCCUCUCUGCAGGGGGGGUGCCGGCACCUCGAGGCAGCUGAGCGGCGAGGACUUCACUAGCCAACGCGCUGAAAACGUGGACCUUCUGGACAUCUCUUUCCUGUGUUACGGCCUCCCCCACAGCUCCAGCAGCCACAGCGUGGAGGAGCGCAGCAACAGCCCCGGGCUGGUCAAGCAGCGAGCGAAGGAAAUAGAGGCUCGGAUCCGGCACGCGGGGCUCACCACGCCCUCCCACAUGAAACGCUCGGCAUCCUUGGCCAAACUGGACUGCCUGGACCUCUCCAAGGACGACUUAUCCGAGAGGCAGUCGGCCUCUUCUGAUGCCAACCCGGUGCUUCUCACCUGCGUUGCCCUCGGUCGAGGCCUUCGCAGGGGGAGUUUGGAGAGGGGCUCGGAAAGCGCGUGCGGAAAGCAUCACCUUUCCUCCCCUGAGCCCGCUAAGCAUUUUGUGGAACAGCUCAGAACAGCCGAGUGCAUUGCCCAGAGCAAGCCAGUGGAGAGGCCGCUAGCUCAGUACGCCAAAGAGUGCGGCUCCAGCCAGCAGAAUUUGUUUUCCAGCGCAGAUCCAACGUGGACUAGCUCCGAGGAGGGUCCUCCGCUGCUCCAGGUGCAGGUCCUGGACUCCUUGUCUCCAGCUCAAGGUCUGGCUGUCGCACCUCGGCAGCAGCACGGGAGAACUCACCCUCUGAGGAGGCUCAAAAAGACCAAUGAUAAAAAGCGGACAACCAAUCCCCUCUACAAUACUAUGUGAUCCUGAGCCCUCGGCUGUGAUUUCUUACCGAGAACCCGUGGUGUUGCGUUCACGCAAGGGGCAGGUGUAAUAUAAGGAACAUGCACUUUAUUGGUUAAUUUUAUAUAUAUUGUCAUUUUACUGUUCCUGGCGCAUGUAGGUGUGGGUUGGUUCUUCUGUGUGUGACUCUGACUGCAGGACUGUUUGGGUUUUUUUAAGUUUUUUAACUCAGAUAACCUCAAAUGUUCUUUUUUUUUUUUUUUUUUUUUUUUUUUGUUAGUUUGUUUUAAAAGAACACCUUUAUCCUGCAAAAAUUGAUGUUGGCUUGCUUUGGCAAGGUGGAGUUUUUCUUAGAACCAGAUCCUAGUUCCUAACUUGAAUUUUCCCCAUGCCUUGAAAUGGUGCUGGGCAGUUGUUGGGGUGAGAGCCCCCAUAAAUGUGAAGGCUGUGCCAAGGUCCCCUUUGUUUGGCCUUUCUUUUCUGCAAACUGGAACUCCACAAUGCUGGCAGAUCACUCACAAAGCUGCUUCAGGACAAACUCCCGAGGCUCGGUUCAGCUGGUGCAUCCCCAAAAGGAGCACACAGGGGUAAAUAUUCCCGACGGACGGGCUCUGAAAACCCCGGGCACCCUGGCACCGAGAUCAGUGCUCACCUCCUGCUGGGGGUCAUGCAGAGCCCCCCAUUUUGUGGUGAGGUGGAGCAGAGUUCCUCCACGAGCUGCCAAGCUCACCUCUCCUCGGCUGCCCCAGACCAGCGGGUGAGAGGAGGAGAGCCCCCAAAGCCAGAGUGUUCUUUUAAAACAAACGUCUCGUUAGGGUUUUAACCCUCCCAUUACUUGAAUACUGCUGUGGGCCUAUCCAAGUUCAUGGCCAUAUCAUCUGUCCUCUACCCUCCUGCUGCCUCCCCUCCACCCGAAAAGCUGUUCUUGUCUCGUGCUGCCUGAGUUUUCCUCUCCCCUCUGCCGUGCUCACAGGCACUUCUGGUCGCUCCCAAACCUAGAGGCUGUGUUAAUUCUUACACGACGUAUUGCCCCUACUGAAUGCAAAGCUUUGUCCUCACUGCUGUCACUCCUAACACUCGGCCUGGAGGGAAGAUCUUUUCUGGAAGUUUUUUCCUUUUCUCUUUUUUUUUUUUUCCUAAAUUGUAUAUAUGGUAUUUAUAUAGAUUUUUUUUUUUUCCUUGUUCCUACUUUUUUUUUUUUUUAAAAAAAGGGCAAGACUGCAUUCUGUAAACUGGAAAACAAAACCACCUUACUCAAACUCAGUGCUGUUCAUUGUAAUCUGCACAGAAAUGGGAGUGGAUUUGACAUCGUAAGCUGUCUUCCCUUUCCAAAAGUGAGCCUCGAUGCCAGCCUUUGCCAAAUGUGUCCCUUCUCCUCCAGUCCUGCGUGAAACCCCUGUUACCCCACUGUGGGAGGAGGACUGCCUAUCUGCCCGUUUCCUUCCCGCUUGAAGCUGGAUUUCAGAAGUGCCAGUCAGACGUGGAAAGCCGUCAGCCGCUCUGAGCCAUUCUGCGGGUUCUUACUUCCCCAGAGAACCUGCAUUUGAAGGGUCUGCUCUAAAUUUCAGCAAAUUAUUUUCUGGUUCCCGAGCAGUUCGGCUAAAUCAAAGCUCCUCGUUUCCAGCCGUGCGUAUCAGCAAAUUGUAUGUGUGCUGUAGGAGUGGAGAGAAAGGCACUUGGCCGUGGCAGGAGAGCUCUGGGUCCUGUCUGCAGUCCCGUGGCAGAAGAGCACGUCUGAGCUGGUGCUUGGCUCUGGCCCAGACCUGCUCUCUGGGGAGGAGCGAAGCAGAGAGAAGAUGCAGAAUGGCUCCAGCUGCUGAAAGCCCAGCGUGGAGAGGACACAGGACACGGGGUGGGAGGAGCAGUAGACAAGGCCAUGCUUAGAAAGCAGCACUGAUGCUGCGGAGCCUUGCAGGCUCCAAUGGGACAAGCUCAUCUUGAGCCGGAGAGGAGCGCACAGCACCGGAGCGCUGUGGAGUAUUGGGAAGCAGCGGGCGUCUGCCCUGGGGAAAGCGUGUCCGUAACCCCCCAGUUUGCCCGCAGCCAGCAGCAGAGGUUAGCCUAGCAGUUUGCAAGGUAACGCCAGCCUGGGGAGGAAUCCUGCCUCGCUGUCCUCCUAUAGAUCCCAGGGAUCUUCCCACGCUGCCUUGCAGAGCCCGUACUUGCAGCUUGCGUGCCCGCAGCCCGGGCAUGGGGCCGUCAGCGUGUCUGUCCUUCUCCAGCAGCAACGUGCGCUUCGUCCCUCCCUUUCCGAGGAGCUUGAGCUCUGCUAGAGGGGGGUUGUCACCCGUGCUAGCUGCACGCUGGAGCGCAGCCCGAAGUAGCCCAGCAGGGCCCUGUCUUGGGUCAAAUAGCACAUCAUCCCGGGCCAUUUCAGUCACUAGAAGUCACGCAAGUCCCUGGCCCAGGAGGCCAGAUACUUCUUUGGGACGCUGAAAGACAUGUGGCUUCUCCUAGCCCGCUCCAGCUGGCUUCGGAGCUGAGCAGGCAGUGUAGAAAGGCCAAGUGGCUAAUGUCAUCUUGUGAAGGGCAAUUUCAGUCCUUGCCUCCCUCACAAACCUCACCAGCCCCUGCUGCCUACCGUUCCUGACCCCAAGGACAUAUCUGCCUGCCCCUCGGCGGGCAGAAGGGAUGGGGGGCCACCAAGCCUGCCCUGUGGUGGAGGGAGCGUGCUUGGCUGGCAGCGUGUCCUCGUGACAAGGAUCUGCCUGGGAGGGGAAAGCCCCGUGUAUAAUUUGUUCCCUCGAGAAAGAGAGGAGGAGCAGGACGGGGAUUGGGUUUCUUUGCCCAGCUUUCAUCUCAGGAGAAAUGCCCUGUAGGAAGGCUCUUCCAUGCAGACCAGAAUUGCUGCUUCCUUCCAAUACUCUGCUGCUGUCUGGGUGCUUCAGCUGGAGAGAGCGGCAAAGGGGCAAAGGCCCUCGCAGGGAGGUGCUUCGCUGUCCCCUUGUCCUCGGCUCCAGCCCAGCGCAACUGUGGUUUUUCUCUGGGAAGCAUGUGGACAGAUGGAGGGAGUCUGGUUUUCUUACAGAGUUAUGAAGGCCUUGGAGGUCUGGAGGCUCUGACCUGGGUGGCAGAAAGGGGAACGGGCUGGAGGGGCAUGUCGCGUGCAGCUCUCUGGGGGUCCUGGGUCCUCCCCGGCCAGUGUCUGGGCAACGAAGCCACCAAACCCCUGGCAUCGGAGGUCUCUGCCUGGAGGCGGUUGUCCCUUCUCCAUGCUGGUGACUCGUGGGUGGGUGGUGGCUCGCUCCUGGUCCCCGUGGCCACCCCACGAGAGCUUCUUGUGACCCGCUGAGCACCCCGGGGAGCAGCAUCUUCCCCGGACGGGAAGGAGCGGCACCUCCAGAGCGCAUGGCAGCUGACAAGCCUUGCUGAUAGCGGGGGGGGGGGUUAGGCGAAACCUAUUGUUUUAAGGGCAUUUUUGUACAAAGCAACUGUUCUUUUGGUCUCUUGCAAAGCCCUCUUGGAGGACGCUUUAUUGUUUACAUUGACUCCUGUACAAUAUCUCAGCCAUCACCUCCCCCCUUGCCCGCCCCAUCUCCGGCUGUACUGUAAUGUGUGAGCCUUGCACAAACGGAUAGCGUGUGCGUGAAACUGGUUUUUACACUGCGUUCUGUUGCACUCGAUGGUGUGUGUGCGUGUGUGCGUGUGUCCGGUCUGCUUGAGAAGUUGUGACAUGUACAAAUCUCUCCCCUUUCGGCCCUUUCUUGGGGGUACGGUCCCAGCGGGUGGCAGGGGGGUCAGGAGGUGACGCCGUUUAUGGCUCACUUGGGCGUCAAAGGGGACAGGGAUUAGCUCCCUGCCCCUCUACCAGCAAAGGCCUGGUGGAAGGUAACCCACCCCAGCUCCGGCUGCUGCCGGGGUCCUCCUGGGAGGACCGAGCCGCUGGGAAUCGGCGUGGGCACCGGGGCGCUGCAUCUGCCCGGGGGCUCAGAGAGCCCCGCAGCUCUCCCAGCCCGGUGGCAGGAGGAAGCCAUACCCACCACAGGUCCCCUGCUCCCGUCACGGUGUGUCCUGCCUUAAUCUGGUCCUAGCUCCACGCAAACCCCCACGCUUCUCCCUAAGGGAGGGACCCCCCGAGCCCUUGCUGGUGUGGGGCAGAGGCAGGCGCUGGCCUGGCGCAGGAGGGGUCCGGGCUGGGCAGAGGGCUCUCGGUUGCCCUCCGGUAGCGUUGCCAGAGGUGCUAACAGCCCGCCCGUGCUGUAGACAUCUCUGUUGGCACAAAAGCAGGUGCCGGUGCCUUUUCUUUUCCUUUAUGGAGAUGUGAUGUCCGUGCACUGGUUUGUAGGGAUCGCUCCGGGGUCGGGCAGUCCAGCCACACCGUGUGCUGGAGCACGAGCCCUCGGGGGCGGCUGGUGGUGGAGUUGCAAACCGGGGAGGGGAGCGCUUCUGUCCGCCCCUCCUGGAUCUUCCUUGGUGGCUGGGAUCGUCCCCUUUCCCCCUAAAGACUUUAUGAACCGAUGUGCUCAGCUGUUUUUAAAUGUGAACUUGUGCACUGAUGUGCAGAUUCAAUGUUCUUGUUACCGAAUGAAUAAAGUUUUAUUUUGAAGAUGA